This is a messenger RNA of Haliotis rubra (blacklip abalone), 4679 nucleotides long. RefSeq lists its product as uncharacterized. NCBI's taxonomy places the organism in Eukaryota, Metazoa, Mollusca, Gastropoda, Lepetellida, Haliotidae. The record is from RefSeq and is a predicted model, not a curated record. The transcript is spliced from 2 exons. The coding region runs from base 2988 to 4061 and encodes 357 amino acids.
CAUUCCUAAUAGAAACUUGGCCUUAUGCCACAGAAUCGUUGAUGGGAAAUUAGCCGUAAGUAGGCCAGAAGGGGAUCAUUGAUUUUGAAACUAUUUCGCGUUCAACAUUUCCCCGAAUUUCACAUUAUUAUAGAUUCCUGUCAACGGCGGAGUCCCACAGCCUGAGCUGAUUCUUCGUACUCAGAGACCGAGCACACAAUGAUUGCUUCUUCGUCACCGAAUUACAAAAAGUGAGAAAACAUUGAUGAGAUUUGGAGAUCCAUUCAAAAUGAGUUGGCACCAACGGCAGACGAUUUCCGUUUCAAUCAGAACAGGCGUAGUGACUAGGUCAUCGUCAUAAAUUACCAUCGUGAAUCUGGAGAGCGUUCACUUUGUUAAAGGUCUGGACAUGGGAUAGAAGGCCCUGACCUGGAUACUCGGACAGCAGUAAGAGCACGGUGGGUUGCUUCACAGAGGAACUGAUCGUGAUUCACAGACAGCGGACACACGGUGUUUACCUUAAACAUUACUGUUCAUCGGAUAAUCUCUCAACGUGGUCGCCUGUUUGCGUGUCUUGUUAGCUAGCAUGGGUUCAUUAAAUUUACAACACUUCCACAUAAGGAGUAGUGGCUGAACCAGCUCAACAUUCCGUCAUUGUAAUCCCGAUCACACCAAACGGUGGCAGGGCCGUAGUGUCUCCAGUCCGGAAGUAUGUCAAAAGGCUUUGUCAGACAGACGCAAGUUGCCUUCAGUAACUGGCGAACACCCCAAGGAUGUCUAAUUAAGAAGGGAGAGUAAAGGUAAAGCGUCGGAUCUUUAGCCAAGGAAAUAUCGAUCUCGGCUGACGAGCGAAAUCCAGGCCGAUAUAAAGCAACGACGAUUCGCUGGGUUGCGAAAACACCCUCUAGGGUGGACACGUCAAACGGCGACAGACUUUACUGACAGUUCAUAACAUCGUCCAUUAUCUAAGACUUUACCAAAGAUUGCAGUGACAUUUCAAGAUAGAGUUACCCCAGGGUACGAGUGCGUGAAGGUGUUGACACGUCACCAGGGCAUGUAUUCGGGAUGAAUGCCACGUUCUGAAGACUGCAAGAACUGAAAACUAUUGGAUGAUGUCAGUGUAUAUUCUUGACGGUGACCAUCACAUUUUAUUGGAAGGAUUAUAAAAGAAUACCGAACGUUUCUGAAGCAAGAUAUCUUGGAUGUUUAGUGGUUGUGAUGUUGUCAUUCGUCGCAAGAUAUUCCGCUGGUGCACAUAAAUAUCGAAUGAUUGUGAGUUGUCCAUAUGACAUGGUUCAGUCAUGCAUGUUUUAUAUGAAAAAGAAAAUCGAUAUUGGAUUCAAGGUUAAGCUGACCUUCCCUUGGUAACAAACACCAUCAAUACUGCCAUGUUAUGUUGGACUAUGUCUUGGAACUGAUUUAAAAGUCAAAUCCUAUUCCGAAUUAACAUAGUUGAACUUUUUGACUGUCUUGUUCAAUAUGAUCCGCCACGCUAACUACACAACAAUAUAAGUCAACAGCUUCUCAGUUCUCCGCAGUGAAUAAUUCAUGUGUCUUCUGAAGUAUGUGCGUUUACCUGCCAUAACAUACGAACGGGUGUAACAGAGCAAAUCAAUCGCUGGAAGAGUUCAGACAUCCUGUUAAAACUCCAGACGUGAGAAGUCACAGUAACUGCGUGUCAUUGUUUACUGUUCAUAUUUCAAUGGCGUUCCAUUCUGGGUCCAGAAGAUGAACCUAUGAGUUUUCAUACAGACUAGAUAUGCUGGAAAUUGAGACAGUAAACACUACGAGCCUGAUCAGUAAGGGAGCUGAGGCUUGAUAUUUACAUAAUAUGUCAUGAUGAAGUGAUAAUUUCAAAAUGGAAUGGUGCUCAAAAUAGACAUCAAGACGGAGAACAUUCAUUUGUGAAAUUGAUAGUGACAGGAGGUGCCACUAUUAAAAGGAUUCUUGUGAUUCGGAACGGAGACGGUAACUGGAGGGUUCAUAGCUUGUGACAUCCGUCGAUAAUGACAGUAAGUCCCACUAUUAAAAAGGAUAUUUGUUUGGUGGAAUUCGGAACGAAGAGUGGAAGUCCAUAACUUGUGACAUGCAAUAUAAUGACAUAGAUGCAACUAUUAAUAAGAACCAUUUGUGACUGGUAUUCGGAAAGGAGACGAAUCCUGCAAGGUCUUAUUUUGUGGCAUGCAUCGAUAAUGAAAGUAGGUGCCACUAUUUUUAAUAGGAUACAUUUCGAUUGGUAUUCGGAACGGACACGAAGACUGGAAUGUCAUAACUUGUGACAGCGAUAAUGGCAGUUUGAUAUGUUAUGAAAAAGUGAUAAUUAAUUCAUUGGCAUUCGGAAAGGACACCAACAUAUCAGUCAUAACGUUCAUCCAUUUACUAGAAUCCUACAACACCGUCUGUGUGCACACAUAACUGGAGAAUGUUGACAUGAAAUGUGUCACAAUCACAGCCAGUAGUUCCUGUAUCUGCCCAUAGAACUUGCGUUGAAGGAAUGACUUGCACAAAGAACGAUCGACGAAAUUCUAAAUUGCAUUGGCCACGUGGGAGGUUAUUAGUUAACAAGCUGAAACGGGAAGCUUUUAAUCCUUUGGGAAAAAGAUCAACAUCCUGUUAGCAAAUGUGACGAAUUGCAUUUUAGUAUCAAAAUUCUGACAACCUUUUUUCAUCAACAAGAUGUGUUAAGGGUGUGUGUUCUGAUUUAGCAUUAAGGAAUGUCGGUCGUUGAGUGAUAAACGCUCCCCUGAGGCGCUAUCUGGCCAUGACACAAGGUCGCUUAUAUAGGGGAGUGAGCGGUAGCGGGGUUAAAGAAAUCCCCGGGGGAGACGUGGACGUCUUCAACUAAUGCAACAUCAUUGUUCUUUGACUGUGGCUGUGAAGAGCGAAUUUCAUCCGAUAGGAGAGAGAACUGACUUCUGAGCAACACAGUAACGGUUUGUGUAGCCAAGAUGAUGUUUAGUUGUAGGCUGCUUGUGAUUACGUGAGUAAGGAUAUUCAAAUCUGAUUUAAUGAAUUUGACAGUGGAGCAGACGACACCGAGUCCACAGGCGAUGUCGUUGUCGAUGGAUAUGAUGUGGGUUCCUUACACUGCUAUCGUUUUAUUGUUCGUCUUGGGGCUUGGGCUGUCAUUCAGACGACAUCGGAGGAGAUAUGCCAGGAAAAAACAAUACAUUUUGGAAUACCAGGAAGAGAAUCUGUCGGUCCGUAGACCAAGAAUUAGAGGUAAGCUGGCUGGUAGUGACGCCCCAGUGACAGUCAACUUACCUCAGUUCUAUUCAUCGGAGGCAGCUGGGCACUCCCAUGUGUAUCAGAAGGGCCACAGUGAUCGCUUGCUUUCGACAGACGAUAUCCGGUUUUCAUUGGAUGAUUUUCCUAACAGAAAGGGGUCCGGUAACGUGAAGAAACGCUUCCGGUCGGCGUAUGACCUUGACGAACUCAAUACAACCUAUUAUAGACAGAUUUCCGAUGACGACUACUUCCGGCGUAAACGCCCGCGCGAGUACCACUACAUAAAAUCAGUCAGUGACCGUCACCUAUCACCAGGGAGACGGAGACGUGUGCAUGACUGUGACGUCACACGCAAGUCAUUCUGGAUUAGAAGUGACGUAAGGAAUCCAAACGAGGGUGAAAUAAUUACUGACCAACCUGCCGUGAAAUAUAUCAAAGUAUUUGAUCUGGACCUAUGUGAUCAUUGCAGGAUGUAUGUGGAAAAAGUCGAUGGAUCCAUGUCAAAGGCAUCCUCGCCAAGAGGUCCAAUGGAGAAGGUCUAUGGAUCCAAUUCAGUUGACGUUGGACCGCUUCCUCGGAUCCAACCCCAGGCUUCCUCUACAUCCUGUUUCAGUAUUGCUGAAGUACAUUCCCCUCCCCAUCCUCAUCCUCGGUAUCAGUUUCAGCCUAUUGAACGCCACAACAGUAGUGAAAACGUUGCCAGUAGGACACAACUGCUCCACUCUGACUCUGAAAGACCCCGAUCAGCUCCUGAUCUUAAUAAGACUAGUAUUGAAAUGUCGGAGUUUCUUACACUUAGUGUGCAAGGUAAGAGUGACGUGUCGAUCCCUACACCUACAGUCACUGUGAUGUAGCUGCCCGCUUGGACCUUCCCCAUACGCGGCGUUCAAGCUCCGCCCUCAGUUUUCCUUCCACCCCAGCCGUCAGCCCCAGGCCCCACCGACCCGCUCUAGGGGCAGGGACAAAUCAGGAGUCUUUUGGUUAGACUUGGACACCCACCAACACACAUCGAUCUGACCAAGGAACUCUAUACUCUACCUGGAGCAUAAUGAAUCUGUCACCGGUGGAAUGGAGCGCAUAGUGUGACGAUCCAGUGGAGACAACUAGAGGGAGUUUGUGUCAAGGGACAUAACUCUAAUAUCCGUUUGUCGGUUUGUGAUUUUAAACGAUGGCGAAAUAGUCGUCAGAAAAGAAAGGAUACAUACACUGUUGCUCUUUCAUCGAUUUGUACUGUAACGUAUGUAUUCAGGCAGUUGACAUGGAUCACAGUCAUUCCAGUUUACUUACACAUGAUCCAGGAACCCUUGAACUGUGCGUGAUAUUUCAAAGGAACUCAAGAACUGUGAUACAUUCCCGAGGACGUACAAAAACCUAACACGAGACUUUACGAGAUUUUAUCUCACCUGAACACAACGUUUUGGAGACUUUAUGUCGUGGCGAGUCGUACGUUUUCGAACAAAGCUUUUUUUCCC